This is a messenger RNA of Suillus paluster, 2163 nucleotides long. RefSeq lists its product as uncharacterized. The record is from RefSeq and is a predicted model, not a curated record. The transcript is spliced from 6 exons. The coding region runs from base 1 to 2163 and encodes 720 amino acids. Lineage: Eukaryota; Fungi; Basidiomycota; Agaricomycetes; Boletales; Suillaceae. Gene Ontology annotation, biological process: protein phosphorylation. Gene Ontology annotation, molecular function: ATP binding; protein kinase activity.
AUGGUCAUAUUCUACGUCAUGCUGAAAACUACGUUGUUGCAUGUUACAACUUCCGACGACGCUGAGAUCUGCACAAUCUUUCAGGACCUCAAAUCCAGAUCAGAAAUAGCGCGUCAGAUGUUGGGUAGAACAAUGUUUGAUCAAUACGAGUACUAUAAGCUCAAAGACCCCAUGCCACUCCCCCUCCGCUUCUCAAACUGCGCAGCGAUCGUCCAGACGUGCCUGGAUAGGAGGGAAUGGGAAGAAUUGUCUCCCUAUGAUGUCUUGGAUGUACGAGCGUCAAAUUUAGCCAUUAGACAUGUCUACAUGGUCAUCCAGCCUCGGGCGGAUCCAGCAGAGACAGUUAUUCGAGAUCUCAAAGCAAAUUAUGCAGAUAUAUUUAGUCACCUGCAGAUCACGUUAUCCAGCCUGCAAAACUGGAUAAUGGCGGACGUCCGCAAUAACUUGGCUGGUGGCGGGUGGUGGCAUCCCAACAAUGUACAUGGUGAUGAAUUUCCUGUCGCAAUCUCUGGCAUAGAGGAAGCGUUGGCGCAAUCCCAUACCUAUAAUGUGAGCACUUCUAUUGCUGUAUCUAUAGCCCUUCCUCAGUUCUUCCCCAAGGUCCCGGCAGCCCGAGAGAUCAGGGACUAUCGGAAUGCUCUCUCCUACACUACACAAUUUAACAAGAUCUUUACGUUGGCUGCGAACCAAUCAGGCGAGGAUUCCCACCAGGAAUUUGCAACAUUUUUCAAUGUCCUUCGGUGCUUUGGCGAGGACUCAGAUUGCAUUGAGAGCGAUGGAUCCUCCGCCCUGAAGGCCAGCAACUUCAUUGUGUAUUUUAUAUCACCGCCGUUCUUUGCCCGUCGCAGCCCACAUUUCGAAUUCAGUCAGGAGAAGCCUUGGGGCUUCCCCAUAUUCCUCGGUACUCCAGAUCUGCCCGAUGCUCGGUGCAAAUUUCGCCCAAGGAGCGAUUUCAUGGUUUUGUCGCCAAAGUUUCUUUGCCCGUUCUUAAUCUCCGAGGUGGUUUCGCAGGAAAAGGAGGAAGAUCAAUACCGAAUGCUGCUCCAAGCCAUUACCGUUGCGAGGGCAGGGCAGUACUUGAUUCGCAAAGGUGCACCAGUACACUUUUUCGUCGUAGCAAUUUAUCUACGGGCAAAUUUGACUGUAGAAAGAUAUGUAGUUGCUAAUAUCGGACUGCAAAGACAGAUUUCCAUUGCCCAGAAAGAUUUUAAACUUACCACGGCAGAUGGUGUGGUCGCAUUCCUUUGUGAGAUGUACAACCUCGUGGCAAUACUUGAGGAACUGGCCGAGCAUCUUGACCAAGGUAAGGAGGGCAGCCUUAGUGAAGUCAAAGACACUGCUUCCAAGUUGCUCUCCCUCACAAUGGCCAAAGAGAGGGAGCCAGUCCGGUUGGUGUUGCCCCCAAUACCUGAGGGCAGUGGAAAUGGCCAGGCCCAAGAUGAUCUCGGCAUCUUUAGUGCUGAUGAUAUCCAAGUUAUUUUGAGAAGGAUGAAUUAUGAGAUCAACUUUAUUCUUUUCGGGUAUCCACUCAUCACGUCUGUUUUGAAUAUUACUCACGAGGCCAAGAAGGGAUACCUGAAGUUUGAAUCAGUUCUCCUGCAAACCAUACCAUAUCUGGAGUCUGAAUCUGGCCUGUGCAAGGCGGCAACAUCAUAUCAAUGCCUGUGGCUGGCGGCUGGCGGCUGGCUUACGAUGCUAAAAAACCCUGAUGUGCACCUGUGGUCCGUAGCUAAACAGCUGUUUGAAGCCGUCGACUUCAUGCACCAACACGGUGUGGCGCACAUGGAUCUGAAACCGCAAAACAUUUUGAUCCCUCGUGACGGCGGACAUCUGUCUAUCAUCGACUUCAACACCUCCUUGCGCGUCAAGGGUGUUGGACGCAAGUUUGGUGGUAUCGUGGGCACAACCGGGUAUAUUUCCCCCAAGGUAGCUGCUGGUAAUGGCCUCUACAGUGUGAUCCGUGCAGACUUGUGGUCCUGUGGAAAGACAUUAGAGGAGCUGUGUAUCAAGUGCCACCCAUCCAUGGAUCGCGAUACGCUGCUCGAGAUAUCUCGACAACUUAUGGAUGAAGAUCUGGAAAAGCGACCAACGAUGUCGGAUGUGUUGGGCCGGCUGGCCCAUUGUACUGUUGACGCUACCACUACACCAGAUUCCCUAAGGUAA